UUUUGGGGAUCCACUGGACCUUCUCAGCGACCUCUCUUGGGUCCUCGGACCAGACUUUGGGAACCCAUGCUCUAGACUCCUCGGGAAACUUCUGUGAGGACUGAGGAAAGGAAGUUGCAGCCCAUGUUUGGAAAUGUUCUCCCUGGGGCGCCGCUGCUACAGCCAGAGGGGAGACAGUCACACUGUUGAUCGCACAGGAUUUCUCUCCGGGACGAGAUCUAAACAUUAAUCCUUCACCAGUAUGGCUCAAGCAAAAAUACAGUCGAAAAUGAACGAACCUCCCUGCAGCAAGUUCAGCAGGACACUGUCCAUGGCAGACCGCUCCGGGCGACUGCUUGAGCAUUUGGAUCAGCUGGAAAUAAGGGUGGAGUCUUUGCGAGAAGCAGCAUCAGCCUUGGAGCAGGAAAGGGAGUGCAUCCUGGAAAUGAUUCAGUCCACUCUAAAUAGCCAAGAAAUACUCAACAUCUGUGCUGGAGAGAGAGAAGAGUUAACUUUAACUGCGAACCGUCUAAUGGGGCGUACACUGUGUGUGGAGGUCUCUGUUGGUACAAUUAGAAACUCCCAGCAGGAGGAGGCUCUGCGCAAGGCCACAUCUAUGAUAGACGAAAUUGUCAAGAAGUUAAUGGAUAACAUGGACGGCGCAAGACACCAGCUGCUGGCCCUGCACUCUGCCUGUGUGACCGAGGCACCGCCUGUCCCCAUCGACCAGAAGUUUCAGGCCAUAGUGAUCAGCUGCGCUCUGGAGGACCAGAAGAAGAUCAAGCGGAGGCUGGAGACUUUGUUGAGGAAUGUUGAAAAUGCUGAAAAGAAGAUCAAGAUCCUGGAUCACCAAAAACUGGAGGACCCAAAAGCCAACGGCAGUCAAUAAGACUCAUCACAGAAGCAUGAAAUGCGUCUUAAAAACCACUAAACUCACUAAGAACUGUUCUAAUCGUGUACUAACUGAAGAAGGACUCUACAUGUUGCAGCAAGACCAGUCCCUAUGGGAAGAUUACCUUACCUUAGGGUCAAAAAUAGAGUAAAGAACAAAAAUUCACUGAUACUAAAUGUGUGGUCACAUAUGCACAAAAGUGAGACAGAAAAAGAUACCGCCACAAAGGUAUAGUGCUCAUUGGUUGCAGAUUUAUUAGAGGGCCAGUGCUGACAAUCAACUCAUAAUAAAGUCACUAUAAUGCAUCGAUAGAUAGUCUACCAAGGUUUACGUAAUAAAACAGUGUAAAACCUGACUGAACGUCUGCACUAUACACAAAUAAAGACAGAAUAAGGUCAGAAAAUUGGCUCAAACUAUUAAGGUUUAUCCAAUUUGACACUCAAUCCAAUGUUUAUGUAUCUUUUCCUGUUUCACCGUCUCACUUUUUAAAUCAGUCACUUAGGAUUUUGGAUGUGCACACACUACCUCUUUGUGUGAAGGCAACACAAAUCACAUUAAGCUCUGGAUUUCAGCUCGUAUUUGCACAAAGCUAUUUUUACGACAGAUUAUGUGAAAUAAGUAAAUAAAAAACACACUGUGUAACAAGCA
This is a messenger RNA of Thunnus maccoyii (southern bluefin tuna), 1519 nucleotides long. It is a transcript of the gene bag2, whose product is annotated as BCL2 associated athanogene 2. Gene Ontology annotation, molecular function: protein-folding chaperone binding; adenyl-nucleotide exchange factor activity. Gene Ontology annotation, biological process: protein stabilization. The record is from RefSeq and is a predicted model, not a curated record. The transcript is spliced from 3 exons. NCBI's taxonomy places the organism in Eukaryota, Metazoa, Chordata, Actinopteri, Scombriformes, Scombridae. The coding region runs from base 242 to 868 and encodes 208 amino acids.